Molecule: messenger RNA, 1620 nt
Organism: Phycomyces blakesleeanus NRRL 1555(-)
Lineage: Eukaryota; Fungi; Mucoromycota; Mucoromycetes; Mucorales; Phycomycetaceae
Product: glycoside hydrolase family 27 protein
Exons: 4
Coding region: 101-1486 (461 amino acids)
Biological process (GO): carbohydrate metabolic process
Molecular function (GO): hydrolase activity, hydrolyzing O-glycosyl compounds
Source: RefSeq, a predicted model, not a curated record
CGCAUAUCAUAUAACUGAUUAUUCCGCUUUACUUUUCCAACGCAUUCUUUCUUAAAAAACAAAUAAAUAAAUACACAUACAAAUAACGCAUUAAACAAAUAUGGGAGCUUUAGCAGGACCUGACCGCAAAGACAUAAACAUUGAACCUGGAUGUAAGCCUGACUGGGCAUGUAAACCCAUGUUAGGAUUCUCUACUUGGUCUACACAAAUAUUGGACGAUGUACCAGGAUAUGGUGGAAGAACAGAAAGUCCAUGGUUUAAUGAAACCAACAUUAAAGAAAUUUCUAAUGUAAUGCGACAAAAGAUGCCUGAUUAUGAAUAUAUCAACUUAGACUCUGGAUGGAGUCAAGAAUGCGAUGAGAAUGGCCGAUGGAUGUUUCGAUCAGAACUCUUUCCUAAUGGACUCAAAGCUCUUUCAAGCCAUUUAGCAACAAAUGGACACAAACUAGGACUGUACAUGCUACCGGGAAUCCGUAAAGAUGCUGCAGAUGCUAAUCUGCUUGUCAAAGGAACAAGCCACCGCCUAGGUGAUUUGGUGACUAUGAAACGUCAAGGAAACGGGUUCAAAGAUACUACGUACAUGCCAGACGUACACAAUGAGGUUGUCCAAGCUUAUUAUGACUCGAUUGCAGAUCUCUUUGCCGAAUGGGGUGUUUCAUAUGUAAAAGUCGAUGGCUGUGGACCAGGAGGUGGUGAUCAGAUGUACCCCUAUCAAUCUCCAGAUAACCGCGCCUGCCUUUAUAUGCUCGCGACCUCAUUCAAACAACGCAACAUCUGGAUGGAACUUUCGUGGUACCUUGACCAUUCAUAUGCAGACGAAUGGGCGUACAUUGCAAACGGAGCCCGCAUUUUCAUUGACAUUGAAUCCUAUUCCACAAAGACGAUGACAAGUUCAUUUCGUGUCUUUCAGCGUAUCACACAAGCCUCUCGAUGGGCUGACAAGGUCGUGGUUGGAAAAAAAUACGGCUUUUUCCUUGACCUAGAUGUUGUUGUUGUAGGAAUGACUGUUGAUGGGAAUUGCAUCGAUGGAUUGGAUAACGAUGAUAUUCGCCUGUCUUACAUCUCAUUCUGGGCCCUCUUGAGUUCAGUAUUCUGUAUCGGGGCAGAUCCUCGCAAGAUCCCCGAAAAGUAUUUGCGGAUGCUGUGCCAUCCAGGCAUUAUUGCCAUACACCAGUCCGGAAUAAUGGCCCGUCCAAUCCAGUCUGGUAAUGUUUGGACAAACCGAAAACAGAUCUGGUGGAAGAAGAUGGAGAACGGCAAGAUAUGCGUGGGCCUCUUUAAUGCGCACGUCUACAUGCUGAUUCUCGGGAUGAACCAAGGAUUUGUGCUCAACCUGACUGACGUUGGUAUCACUGCAGCAGAUAUUGAGGAUGUCUGGACAGGUCAAAAUUUAGGCACGCACAAAGAUACUUACAAGGUGUAUCUCCGUCCAGGACAAUGCCAGAUAUUAAUGUUGACCCCAAAGACAUCUUCCCCUCUUUCUUAACCAUGCUUGUUAUAAUUUUUCCACCCGUUUUUCUUACAUAGGUAUCGGUUUGUCAUUACUUUCUUAUUAAAAAGAUACGAUUAACUAUAUAUAUUUUGUCUAAAUAAAAUAAAAAUAAAGAAAUCUAUAUCUUU